Larimichthys crocea (large yellow croaker) is the source of this 1464-nucleotide messenger RNA. RefSeq names its product ubiquitin-conjugating enzyme E2 D2. The transcript has 7 exons. Bases 154 to 597 code for a protein of 147 amino acids. The record is from RefSeq and is a predicted model, not a curated record. NCBI's taxonomy places the organism in Eukaryota, Metazoa, Chordata, Actinopteri, Sciaenidae.
CACACAGGGCUCCCACAAUGCACCGCGUCACCCCUCGGUCUUCGAAUAAAAACGCGGAAACAAAAGAAAAUAUUUAGUUUGUCAACACGAACGACAGAAAGUCACAAAGUCAGACAGUCAGGCAGCUGUCAGAGGAAAACACGGACACAAGACAUGGCUCUGAAGAGAAUACACAAGGAGUUAAAUGACUUGCAGAAAGAUCCCCCAGCUUCAUGCUCAGCUGGACCUGUCGGAGAGGACUUGUUUCACUGGCAAGCUACCAUCACGGGACCGAAUGACAGCCCAUAUCAUGGAGGCAUUUUCUUCCUUUCUGUCCAUUUCCCCACUGACUAUCCCUUCAAACCUCCAAAGGUUGCCUUUACGACGAAAAUCUAUCACCCAAACAUAAACAGCAAUGGUAGCAUCUGCCUUGACAUCUUGAGGUCACAGUGGUCACCAGCACUCACGAUAUCGAAAGUGUUGUUAUCCAUUUGCUCUUUGCUGUGCGACCCAAAUCCGGAAGACCCGCUCGUCCCAGACAUUGCACGCAUCUACAAAUCUGACAGACAAAAGUACAACGAUCUUGCCAGAGAAUGGACUGCCAGGUAUGCGAUGUGAAGAUGGUGACGCAUUCCUUAACGCCUCAAAAUCUGACAGUACUGUUUGACCUGCUCAUCCACUCUGGUUCUAGCUGAGGUGUUUUUUUCUCGCUUGAGGCACUUUCUCUACUCUGACUUUACUUGACUUACCUGUUUUUAUCCUCUUCAUCACAAGGUCUACUUUUUCUGCCUCAUUUCAUUUCGGGACGGGAGGCAGAAAAAGUAGACACGAGUAGACAUUAGCAGCAUUUUUUUUUUUUUUUGAGCUGGAAUAAAACUUUAAUAAAAACCACAAGACAUACUUUAUCAUUUAUCUUUUUUUCUUUUUUUUUGGGCUACUCUUUGGUAGCUAGCCCGCCGAAUCUCUGCUUUCAUAUGACAUCAUGUUUGUGUGGUUUGCUUGAAGUGGUGAGGCACUGAAGUGGACAUGCGCUGUUUUUGUGUUUUUGUUACAUGCCCAUAUAAUCGCUUGGGUUUCGAAUUGUGUUUUGCCUGGGAGGCAAUGCUUGGUAGAGGCUUUUAGCUGAGUUUCUCCCCGUCAUUUUGGUAUGCUACAUGUUAGGAUUGGCUUCCUAGCAGGCACAUUGAUGGUCUGUACUGCACACAGUGAUGUCUCAUGAUGAAGAGGUUAUUUUAUUUUUCCCUUAAAUUGGCAUUACUAUUAUCAUUAUUAUUGUUAUUAUUAGUUGUGGUGAGAUGGGCUGAUUGUAUUUUCCUUUUAAUAGAUUGUACAAGACUAUACUGAAUUUAUUUUUUUAUCAUUUUACAUUAAAAAUAUUAAUCAAAAAGUGAAUUGUAAGUUGCUUCUUGGUACACAUGUAGUUCUAAACUAGCUUUGGAAUAAAAUGUUUGCUUCUGCAUACAGUAUAUUUCUAUAACCAACAAA